AUGUGUGGGGCGCCGCUACAGCUGCCUGGGGGCCCCUCAGGCUUCUUUGCUGCUGCUGCUGCUGCUGCUGCUGCUGCUGCUGCGGGAGCAGCAGCAGAAGAAAACUCAGAAAAUGCAGCAGAAGUUUUUGUUUAUGAGAGCCUAAUGCCUUACAGUCAAACCCUGGGGGCAGGGUUUAGGCCACAGCAGCAGCACAUCAGAUCGACAAAGAACUGCAGCAGCACAAUAAACGGCGGCAGCAGCAGCGACACCAGCAGCAGCAGCAACAGCAGCAACAGCAGCAACAGCAGCAACUGCAGCAACUGCAGCAGCAAGAGCAACAACAGCAACAGCAGCAGCAGCAGCAACAGCAGCAGCAGCAGGAGAAUUGCAGGGGGCCACGCUUGCCCCUCUGGGAGCAGUGACCGCAGCCAGCUGCAACUGAAGCAGCAGCUGCAGCAGCAGCAGCAGCAGCAGCAACAGCAGCAGCAGCAGCAGCAGCAUCUGCUGCUGCUGUUGCAGCUAGGGAUCCUCGCGAAUGGCGACACCUGCGGGAAAGAAGCAGCUGAUGCAUCCUGGACAGCAGGAGAAGAAGCAGCACCAACAGCAGCAGCAGCACCACCACAACCAUCACCAGCAGCAGCAGCAGCAGCAGCAGCAGCAGCAGCAAGACGAGACUCGCGGGGAACGAUGAUACAUCCUCAACUGCAGCAGCAGCAGCAGCAACUGCAGCAGCAACAGAUUCGCAUGCAGCUACUGCAGCAGCAGCAGCAGCAGCAGCAGCAGCAGCAGCAACAGCAGCAGCACCGCUUUUCGCGUCUCUCUCUAGCAGCCGAUCCCCACCCCUCUCUCCCUCCCCCUCUUCAGCAGCAGCAACAACAGCAGCAGCACCACCACCAGCAGCAGCAGCAGCAGCAGCACCAGCAGCAGCAGCAGCACCAGCAACAACAGCAGCAGCAGCAGCAGCAGCAGCAGCAGCAGGGGAGCUACCUGCUGCUCGUAUUCCUCUUCCAGGAAAAGCAGCAGGAGCUGCAGCAGCAGCAAACACAGACAGAAGAGAGCCAAGGUAUCGACUUGCAACAGCAGCAACAGCAGCAGCAGCAGCAGCAACAGCAGCAGCAGCAGCAGCAGCAAGAACAAGAAGAGAAGGACAGCGGAGAUGAAGACUCGCAGCAGCAGCUGACGGUCGUUAACGAUGCAUCUGCUGCUGCACAGCAGCAGCAGGAGCAGCAGCAAGAGCAGCAGCAAGAGCAGCAGCAAGAGCAGCAGCAGCAGCAGCAGCAGCAGCAGCACAAGAGGGGUGGUGAUGGUGUAAUAUGUUGGGAUGUCUGCUUCCGUUUGCCUGCUGCUGCUGCUGGCCGUUUGUCUUUGCUGCUGCGCGAAGACAAACCGCUGCAGCAGCAUGCGUUGCUGCUGCAGCAGCACUGCAGCAAGCUGCUGCUGCAGCAGCAGCAGCAGCAGCAACGCGCUCUGAGACGCUUAGGGUGUGAAGAAGAAAAACCAAAAGAAGAUAAGCUGCUGCAGCGGGGUGCUCUUGGUCCCUUGCUGCCUGCAGCAGCAGCAGCAGCAGCAGCAGCAGCAACUGAAUCGCCAGCAGCAGCAACAGAAACAGCAGCAGCAGCAACAGAAACAGCAGCAGCAGCAACAGAAGAAGCACCAGCAGCAGCAGCAGCUGCUGCUGCUGCAGAAGAAGAAGGAGCAGCAGCAAAGGGAUUUGUUUUCCUGCUGCCGCUAACAGCAGCGCAUGCAGGCGUCGAUCUGCAGCACCCCGCCCCCUCAGCAGCAGCAGCAGCAGCAACAGCAGCAGCAGCAGGAGUAGCAGACAAGACACCAGCAGCAGCAGCAACAGCAACAGCAGCAGCAGCAGCAGCAGCAGCAGGUGGUAGCAAGAAGCUUCUCUCUGCUUAUCUGCUGCCUUGGGAUUUGUCGCUCUGUGAAUGUCUGCAGCAAACCACCGUCGUUGAGCAUCCGGAUAUUAUAGUGGCGCUGCCUGAGGACCUCAGCAGAUACACAUGCUGGCCGCCGCCCUGCAGAGGGGGCCCCCCCUCCCGCCUGCCGCCUCGUCAGCCUCCUCCCCCUCCACCGGAAUGCAUGCAGCAGCAGCAGCAGCAGCAGCAGCAGCAGCAGCAACCGCAGCAACAGCAGCAGCAGCAACCACAGCAGCUAGAAGAAGGCGCAGUAGAAGGACGGGGCUUCCCUCUUGAAGAGUCGCGCUACGCAAUGCCGCCGCAGCAGCAGCAGCAGCAGCAGCAGCAACAGCAGCAACAGCAGCAGCAGCAGCAGCAACAGCAGCAGCUUCCACAGGUGUAUGAGGACCAACGCCCGCGUCCACCGCAAAGAUACCUACAGCAGCAGCAGCAGCGGCACCGUCAACAGUGGCAGCAGCACCAGCAGCAGCAGCAGCAGCUGCUGCAGCAGCAACAGCGAAUGCCUCCUAACACCCAGCAGCAGCAGCAGCAGCACUUCAUGCAGCCACAGAUUUACCAGCAACACCAAGUGCAGCAGCAGCAGCAGCAGCAGCAGCAGCAAGUUGUGCAUCAGCAGCAGCAGGCAGAAGUGCAGCAGUACCAGCAGCAGCAGCUGCCGCUGCAGCAGCAGCAAAUGCAAAUGCUGGCGCCGCCUACUGACCAGCAGCAGCAACGGCUGCAGCAGCAGCUGCAGCAGCAACAGCAGCAGCAACAGCAGCAGCAACACGCCCAGUAUCAGCAACAACCAUACCUGCCACCGCAGCAGCAACAGCCGCUGCAGCUGCAGCAGCAGCAGCAGCAGCAGCCGUUCUACCACCAGCAGCAACAGGGCCAGCAGCAACCGCAGCAAUACGGCGAGCAGCAGCAGCAACUGCAGCAGCAACAGCAGUUCCUGCUGCAGCAGCAGCAACAGCAGCCGCAGCAACAGCAGUUGCUGCCACCGCAGCAGCAGCAAUUUCUGCUGCCUCAGCAGCAGCAGCAACCGCAGCAGCUGCAGCAGCAACUGCUGCCUCCACAGCAGCAGCAGUUUCUUCCUGUUCAGCAGCAGCAGCAACAACCGCAGCAGCAGUUCCUGCAGCAGCAGCAACAGCAGCCUCAGCAGCAACCCCUGCAGCAGCAGUAUUUACAACAGCAGCAAUGGCAGCAACCAUAUUCACUGCAGCAGCAGCAGCAGCAGCUGCCACCGCAGCAGCAGCACCUUGUACACCAACAGGAGUAUGUGCAGCCGCAGCAGCAACAAGCGGAACAGCUGCAGCAGCAGCACCACCAGCAGCUGCAGCAGCAGCAGCAGCAGCAGCAGCAGCAGCAGCAGCAGCAGCAGGGUCAUCGAGGCUGGCAUAGAGGGGUGAAGCGGCAGCAGCAAGGAGGCCGACCGGGGGGAGGGAAGCGCCGCGGCUGCUUCCGCUCCAAUUGA
This is a messenger RNA of Eimeria mitis, 3360 nucleotides long. RefSeq names its product HIT zinc finger domain-containing protein, putative. The record is from RefSeq and is a predicted model, not a curated record. The transcript has 8 exons. The coding region runs from base 1 to 3360 and encodes 1119 amino acids. Lineage: Eukaryota; Apicomplexa; Conoidasida; Eucoccidiorida; Eimeriidae. Gene Ontology annotation, cellular component: nucleus.